AUGAUUUAUUAUAUUUUAAAAUUUGGGUAUAUUACUAUAGUUUAUAAAUAUUAUUUGUAUCAAAUUAAUUACUUAAACAAACGGGUUAUAGUAAGAACAACUCGUAUCGUUUUACAGUAAGGAAAUUCAUUUUAACUAAAUGCAAGUGAGCUUUCUGCUAAAGUAUAUAAUAAUCUCUUUUGUUUAAAUAAUAUAUACUUAUACUUUGGUUGUUUGUUGCUUUUAGUUGUCUAUAUCAAGUAUUUUGCAUAUGCAAUUAUCAUUCGAGCUAUUAUUUAAUAAAAAAAAUAUUAAAAAAUAAUGCUGCUCUCUUGUAUAUAUUUUGACAGCUUGUGGUAAUAUGAAGAAAACUUUUUGAAAGAAAGUUAUGGCUGCUUCGAAGCUAGAUAUUACCUAUCUUAAUUGCUAAUAUCAAAUAAGCAAGUGAUGUUAAAAAUUUUGAAAUUGCUUAAAUUUUUAAAUACUUAAUUGCGUUGGUAAUAAAUAAGAUAAUUUUAUAGAUAAAGAGUUGUAAAGUUGAAGGGUGUUCGUUUGAAUUGGGGAAGUAUGUAAUUUUAUUUAGUUGAAACAGAAUAGAUUGUCUGA
Molecule: messenger RNA, 585 nt
Organism: Tetrahymena thermophila SB210
Lineage: Eukaryota; Ciliophora; Oligohymenophorea; Hymenostomatida; Tetrahymenidae
Product: transmembrane protein, putative
Exons: 2
Source: RefSeq, a predicted model, not a curated record